This is a messenger RNA of Drosophila gunungcola (fruit fly), 786 nucleotides long. RefSeq names its product translation initiation factor IF-2-like. The coding region runs from base 1 to 786 and encodes 261 amino acids. NCBI's taxonomy places the organism in Eukaryota, Metazoa, Arthropoda, Insecta, Diptera, Drosophilidae. The record is from RefSeq and is a predicted model, not a curated record. The transcript is spliced from 2 exons.
AUGGGAGGCCCGGCGGGCGGCGAGGAGUGCAGCAGUCGCCGCGUGGCAGCAGAGGCUGAGGGACGCCGAGGCCGAGGCGGCCGCCAUCCGCCGCUACCGCCACCACGUGCGCCGACGCCACCACCACCGCCACCACCACGCUCACCAUCACCACCACCAUCGUCGCCGCCGAGGCAGCAGGAGUGGCACCUGCCACAGGCGCAGGUCGCGCAAGCGCUGCGGACCAUCGUGGUGGAGGGACGGCGGUGGCAUCAGCAGACGGUCACCUGGAUGUGGCCCGCGCCCGAGGAGGCAGCAGAGGAGGCCAGGAUGCGAGAGGCCAUCGAAGCCAUCGAGUGGCGGCGCCCACCGCCGUUGAACCCGCGCGAUCCGAGGGCCAAGUCGGCGAAACGCGUCGCGGAGACGGCCGAUCGCGAGGGACCGGAGGUGACGCCCGAGGAGGAGCGCGAGGCCCAGGAGGGGCUGGAGAAGGGGCCAUGGGAGUGGCCAUCACCGCCGGAGACGUCGCGGGACGCGGGGCCACCCCCGAAGCUGGCGCGGCAGACUUCGUGCCCGGAGUCGCGAGCCCCACCGGCGAGGCCGACGCUGCGAAGACAGCAGUCGGAGGGCGCGGAACCGUGGGCGGAGGUUCCGGAGGCGGAGUGGCCGGCGCGGGUGGCCGAAGAAGCGCAACGACAACGAGGGAGGCAGAGGAAGGCCAGGUGGGCCAAGCUCGUGCUGGAGGAGGGACAGCGCUACCGAGUCAAGGUAGCAGGGGGCCGGGUGCGGGUGUUUAAGGCCCAAUAA